Molecule: messenger RNA, 2286 nt
Organism: Penicillium maclennaniae
Lineage: Eukaryota; Fungi; Ascomycota; Eurotiomycetes; Eurotiales; Aspergillaceae
Exons: 5
Coding region: 1-2286 (761 amino acids)
Source: RefSeq, a predicted model, not a curated record
AUGGGUGUUUCCACGGGGACAAAGUCCAAAGAGGCCUCCAAGAUCGAUGGCGCUGUGGUCACCGAGAAAUCUACUAAGCGGCCGCCUUCGUAUAAUCAGGCCGAUGAGACAGUGCUUGCUGUGCCUCCACUGAACCUCGGAGGGACCCGUACCAUCAACAACCCCGUAUCUGCUGAUCAGUGCGUCGCGCACUUGAAGCUCCUGGCCGUCCUAGCAGACUUGCGAGAUUCCAUCUCAAAUAACGAUGGCCUGUUUGGUCUCUUCGAUGUCGAGGCCGAGCGCUUCCCCACUUCAUCAAAUGAGGCAAACGCUCGUAUUCGCGAGAAGCGUUGGGCUGUGUACACGGCGCGCGCAGUGGAACGGUAUACUAAGUGGUGGUUUAGCUGCUUGCCCCGCUCGCGUCCCCACGUUACUAUAGAUGAUCUGGAGAAUCGCGAGUAUGAGACCAUUAUCGAGUCCCCCACGCAGGUCGUGUGGUCUCAGAAUAAUAUGCCCCCAAUCGAUAUUUUGAUGGUAUGGCAUUCUCACAUGCUCAACCCUCGAGACUUUCUCGAGGACUGCAUUCGAUAUGGUAGGAUGAGUACCUGGAGGACAGGAUUCCCUUUCGAAAUAAUGAACAACUGCAUCGACGAUCGGACGCUGGAGUAUAAGACCUCCGAAUCAAGUCAGCAAACUUUCGAGAAACAAGUCAAGCUGAAGUGGGACAAUCUACUCGAUCCGCCUGGCAAGGAGCUUGAAUGUCCCCGCUGUAAAAAGCCCAAUACCGUGCUUUGGACGGAAGGAGGGAUCGGAGAAUCACUUCAAGAAGCAUUCAAAGAGAAUAUAGGCUACGCUGAUGCCUCUUUUGAAGCAAAGUGCCAACAUUGCAACCUUGUCAUCAAUCACGACCGACUAAAGGUGGCCAAGUUCUAUCAAGACGUCUUGAACCUCUCACAGUUGGAUCAACCGAUGCCUGGGUCGAUUUACAAUCUCGAUGGUAUUCCAGAGGGCCCGAAACCCGGUCGGAAUACACUAGUCUGGAACAACAUGAUCUUUCCCAGUCGACUACUCGCAGCCAUUGAUCGGGAUAUGCUUGCAUUCACUGACCCUCGUCUGGAUCGGUGCAAGAGCAUCGAUGAUCUCCGCUCUCAAAUGGAGGUCAAGCUUCGCGAUAGAAAGGUCCUCCUAAAAAUCAACGGUCGAGGCCGAGGCCUUCUCCAAGGCGAAAGAGUACACUUCCGACGCAUGAUGUCUCACUACUGGGAUAACAGUAGCCCCUUCGCCCUCGACCUGGUUGGCGCGGUGAUUCGUCAAGGAACCUUCGUCCAGAAGAUGGAUAACAUUGACUGGUUGCACUCACCAACCGUCAUGGAGACUAGCGAACGGCUCAUCAAAAAGUACAAGGUCUUCAUGGAUAUUAUGCUCCAGAAUCCAACGAAGAUGGCCGUCCCAACCCUGGACGUUGACCUCGCCUGGCACACCCACCAACUCCAGCCACGAAACUACUACAACUACACCACCAUGGGGACAUACCAUGGCCACCGCCAGUUCAUCGAUCACGACGACAAAGUGGACGAAAACAAGCUCUCCGAAGGGUUCGAAUGGACGAGCAAGAUGUACCGCCGUGCCACCGACGGUGGUAUCUACAGCGAAUGCACAUGCUGGUACUGCGAAGCCACACGCGCCCCAGACAUUUACGACCGUCUAUUCAGUAUUGGGUCUUCAUCGCGGGCACGCAAUAACGCAGACUCCCUACACGAUCGCGCGGAUAUUUCCUCCGACCCGGAACGAAACCCGCAUAUUUCGGCUCACAACGCCGUUCGUCCGACCAGCCGGGCCACUCAAGAUCCCCGCGUGGGCCAUCUCCAGAGGAUUCGUCUCCAUCAAAACUACGAGAAGGCCGCUCGCCGCGCUGCAAAGCGCGGCCGGGCUCGUGGUGAUGCUAAAUCCGCCAAAGAUGGCGGGUAUGAGCCGAUGUACUAUGCGCCGUAUGUCUGGGGAUACCCUGUUAUUGUCCCGUAUUAUGCCCCAUAUAUGUGUGAUCCGGUGCCGGUGGUGUUGGAAAUUGCUGUUCUGGGACUUGUGGUGGGGGUGUUGCUGCUGGGUCAUGUGGUGGUAUUGGAUCUGCUGCUUGUGCUAGUGGCGGAGCAUGCGGCGGAGGCGGAGGAGGAGGAGGAUGUGGCGGUGGUGGAGGUGGAGGUGGUUGCGGCGGCGGCGGAGGUGGUGGAUGCGGUGGUGGUGGUGGUGGUUGCUGAAUCUCCACAGAGGUCAUACUUAUAUACUUCUGAGGCUGCUGUCAUAGCUUGA